GUAAUUACGUGCUCAGUGGGAACACCAUCACCAUUUGUAUAAAUGACGAAUGGUAGAACCCGCCUACUUGUCAGAAAACGUGUUCACCUUUGGGAAGCACCACCAUCGAUAUCUCGUGUACUUAUCAGGGAGAGACCAUACUGUGCAAUGAACGGGCAAGGCCAGGAACACGAGCAAAGCUCUCAUGUAAACAAUCUUAUAAUUUACCACCCCACAGACGACCCAGUCUAUCGGGAGAUCGUCCGCUUCGACGAUGCUCUUUGGGAUCGUAGACUCUUCAGCUGCUUGUCAGAAAAUGAAACGAACAUAUCUCAUGGCAAUAUUCUUAUUGUCAAUGGAUAUAAUGGAAAACUCGACCUUUUUUCGUGGCACGUUGGUUUAUAUUAGAGCAAAGCUAAAAAUAGCUACAGUCAAAUAUACUGUGAAACUCUUAUGAACAAUAAUCUUGUAAUGUCCACCGCGCAUUGUUUCUAUGACGAGGUAUUCUCCAAAAUCGAGGACACGUCUCGCUACUAUGUUGCUGUCGGCAAGUAUUACAGGAGUUGGGAAGCUAGAGAGAACUAUGUUCAGAAAGCACCCGCUGAGAAAAUCAUUUUGCCUGACAGAUACAUAGAAGGGAGAGGAAAUUUUACUCAAGAUAUAACUCUCCUUAAAUUGGCUAAGCAUUUCGAGUUAACAGUCUUGAUUAAACCGAUAUGCCUUGAUUGGGAUAACAUUUACGAGAAAGUACAAUUACGAGUGGGUAUGAGUUUAUACGAGGGAGACAUUAUAGGAGGACUUUGUUUCGAGAUGCAUGGAAUUUGGUAUCUUCAUGGUGUCGCUAGCAUGACUACGGUGAGGAACAAUACCUGUGAUUAUUACUCUUACAUCGGGUUCACCUAUGUCAGCUACUUUCGUGAUUGGAUACUAUCCAUCCAUUUAGUGACAUAA
Messenger RNA from Vespa crabro (European hornet), 930 nucleotides. Its product is annotated as modular serine protease-like. The transcript is spliced from 5 exons. Gene Ontology annotation, molecular function: serine-type endopeptidase activity. The record is from RefSeq and is a predicted model, not a curated record. Gene Ontology annotation, biological process: proteolysis. NCBI's taxonomy places the organism in Eukaryota, Metazoa, Arthropoda, Insecta, Hymenoptera, Vespidae.